Molecule: messenger RNA, 150 nt
Organism: Haemonchus placei
Lineage: Eukaryota; Metazoa; Nematoda; Chromadorea; Rhabditida; Trichostrongylidae
Source: the annotation of a GenBank genome assembly
UCCCCCGACGUCUUGAGUAGCCCGGUGACGCGCUUUCGCCGAGCUCAAGCCGAAAUUCUCUUAUUCUCGACUGCCAAACUUCUCGUACAAGCCCUCCAUUUCAGUGUUCUUUUCUUCGCUACAGCAGCCUCGGCGUUAGAAGCUCUGUAG